This is a messenger RNA of Arabidopsis thaliana (thale cress), 1622 nucleotides long. Its product is annotated as UDP-Glycosyltransferase superfamily protein. The record is from RefSeq and is marked reviewed. Lineage: Eukaryota; Viridiplantae; Streptophyta; Magnoliopsida; Brassicales; Brassicaceae. The transcript is spliced from 2 exons. The coding region runs from base 88 to 1470 and encodes 460 amino acids. Gene Ontology annotation, molecular function: UDP-glycosyltransferase activity.
AACGACAAAUUAAUUAAACUUCUCCAAAACUCUUUUCCUCUAAAAAAUCUCCCAAAUACAGAAAAAAAAACAAAGUCAGUAAGAAAAAUGGAAGAGAGAAAAGGGAGGAGAAUAAUCAUGUUCCCUCUUCCAUUUCCAGGGCACUUCAACCCCAUGAUCGAGCUCGCUGGAAUAUUCCACCACCGUGGCUUCUCCGUGACGAUCCUCCACACUUCCUACAACUUCCCCGAUCCUUCUCGCCACCCACACUUCACUUUUCGAACCAUCUCUCACAACAAAGAAGGAGAAGAAGAUCCUCUGUCUCAGUCAGAAACUUCGAGUAUGGACCUAAUCGUUCUCGUUCGUCGGCUGAAACAACGCUACGCCGAACCGUUUCGUAAGUCUGUGGCGGCGGAAGUAGGUGGAGGAGAGACGGUGUGUUGUUUGGUCUCCGACGCUAUAUGGGGGAAGAACACGGAGGUUGUAGCGGAAGAGAUUGGAGUUCGUAGGGUGGUGUUGAGGACAGGUGGUGCGUCGUCGUUUUGUGCUUUUGCCGCUUUCCCUCUCCUUAGGGAUAAGGGUUACCUCCCUAUACAAGAUUCUAGAUUAGAUGAGCCAGUGACAGAGCUUCCACCUUUGAAAGUGAAGGAUCUUCCGGUAAUGGAAACGAAUGAGCCGGAGGAACUUUACCGGGUAGUUAACGACAUGGUGGAAGGAGCCAAGUCUUCUUCAGGAGUCAUAUGGAACACAUUUGAAGAUCUUGAAAGACUAUCACUUAUGAAUUGUAGCAGCAAAUUACAAGUUCCAUUUUUCCCGAUCGGACCGUUUCACAAAUAUAGCGAAGAUCCUACACCGAAGACAGAGAACAAGGAAGAUACCGAUUGGCUCGACAAGCAAGACCCACAGUCGGUGGUCUAUGCGAGUUUCGGAAGCCUUGCAGCUAUAGAAGAGAAGGAGUUUCUCGAGAUUGCUUGGGGUCUAAGAAACAGUGAACGACCGUUUUUGUGGGUGGUUAGGCCGGGGUCUGUCAGGGGGACCGAGUGGCUCGAGUCAUUGCCUUUAGGGUUUAUGGAAAACAUUGGAGAUAAGGGAAAAAUCGUGAAAUGGGCGAAUCAGUUAGAGGUAUUGGCGCAUCCUGCCAUUGGAGCGUUUUGGACACAUUGUGGAUGGAACUCGACACUAGAGAGCAUAUGUGAAGGUGUUCCUAUGAUAUGUACGUCAUGUUUCACGGACCAGCAUGUGAACGCGAGAUACAUCGUUGAUGUAUGGCGAGUCGGGAUGUUGUUAGAGAGAAGUAAGAUGGAAAAGAAGGAGAUUGAAAAGGUGCUAAGAAGUGUAAUGAUGGAGAAGGGAGAUGGAUUGAGGGAAAGGAGUUUGAAGUUGAAAGAGAGAGCUGAUUUUUGCUUAAGUAAAGAUGGGUCUUCUUCCAAGUAUUUAGACAAACUUGUGAGUCAUGUCCUGUCUUUUGAUUCUUAUGCUUUUGCAAGUUAAGAAAACUUAUGAAUGAGUAACGUAUUCUAAGCACUCUCCAAAAGUUCCAAAACCAUUGGAUGUUUUGUUUCUUCAAAUAAUAAUGUUCUUGAGUUAAUUGUUUUUUUUCAGAUUAAAGUCAAAAUUUAUUGAAUUUUAUUUUACGAAUUUAC